AGGACGACGCAUGCGCGGGCAUCGGCGCGGCUUUAAGGGCGGCGGCGGCCGGGACGCCCCAGUUGGCCUGUCAGCCGGCUGCCAGGCACUCCCGGCGCUUGCGCGGCGGGGCCUAUGGCGGCGGAGGAGGAGGCGGUGGACUCGGCCGACACCGGUGAAAGGUCAGGAUGGCUAACUGGUUGGCUCCCCACAUGGUGCCCUACAUCUACACUACACCUUAAAGAAGCUGAAGAGAAGAUGUUAAAAUGUGUCCCUUGCACAUACAAAAAGGAACCUGUUUGUAUAUCUAAUGGAAAUAAAAUAUGGACACUGAAGUUCUCUCAUAAUAUUUCAAAUAAGACUCCGCUUGUCCUUCUCCAUGGUUUUGGAGGAGGUCUUGGGCUUUGGGCACUGAACUUUGGAGAUCUUUGCACCAACAGACCUGUCUAUGCUUUUGACCUACUGGGUUUUGGACGAAGUAGUAGACCCAGGUUUGACAGUGACGCAGAAGAAGUGGAGAAUCAGUUUGUGGAAUCUAUUGAAGAGUGGAGAUGUGCCCUAAGAUUGGACAAAAUGAUCUUGCUUGGGCACAACCUAGGUGGAUUCUUGGCUGCUGCUUACUCACUGAAGUACCCAUCAAGGGUUAAUCAUCUCAUUUUAGUGGAGCCUUGGGGUUUCCCUGAACGACCAGACCUUGCUGAUCAAGACAGACCAAUUCCAGUUUGGAUCAGAGCCUUGGGAGCAAUAUUGACUCCCUUUAACCCUUUAGCUGGCCUAAGGAUUGCAGGACCCUUUGGUUUAAGUCUAGUGCAGCGUUUAAGGCCAGAUUUCAAACGGAAGUAUUCUUCAAUGUUUGAGGACGAUACUGUGACAGAAUACAUCUACCACUGUAAUGUGCAGACUCCAAGUGGUGAGACAGCUUUCAAGAAUAUGACUAUUCCUUAUGGAUGGGCAAAAAGGCCAAUGCUCCAGCGAAUUGGUAAAAUGCACCCUGAAAUUCCAGUUUCAGUGAUCUUUGGCGCCCGAUCCUGCAUAGAUGGCAAUUCUGGCACCAGCAUCCAGUCAUUACGACCACAUUCAUAUGUGAAGACAAUAGCUAUUCUUGGGGCAGGACAUUAUGUAUAUGCAGAUCAACCAGAAGAAUUCAACCAGAAAGUAAAGGAGAUCUGCGACACUGUGGACUGAACACGCUAAAGCUCUUAUGGGAAAACCUGGUGACUGAUACAAUUGUUCAGCAAUAAUGCAUAGUCUAUGCUGAAGAAUAAUGAAUACAACACAAGAACCAGACAGCCUUCUUGAUUAUACUUUGCACGUGUUUUCUUUAUGAACUCACUCGCACAUUUAAACCAGUUAGUGCCUUCUAGAAGAAUGGCUUUCCUUUCUCCUACACAAAAUUGAAAUAUACAAGCCUCUAAAUUUAAUACCUUCAAAUAAAAGGUUAUUUGUCCCUCUGA
Messenger RNA from Cebus imitator (Panamanian white-faced capuchin), 1433 nucleotides. RefSeq names its product abhydrolase domain containing 5, lysophosphatidic acid acyltransferase (gene ABHD5). Lineage: Eukaryota; Metazoa; Chordata; Mammalia; Primates; Cebidae. The coding region runs from base 115 to 1164 and encodes 349 amino acids. Gene Ontology annotation, cellular component: lipid droplet. The record is from RefSeq and is a predicted model, not a curated record. The transcript is spliced from 7 exons. Gene Ontology annotation, biological process: negative regulation of triglyceride storage; positive regulation of triglyceride catabolic process.